Aethina tumida (small hive beetle) is the source of this 1059-nucleotide messenger RNA. RefSeq names its product DNA-directed RNA polymerase III subunit RPC4 (gene RpIIIC53). Gene Ontology annotation, cellular component: RNA polymerase III complex. Gene Ontology annotation, biological process: transcription by RNA polymerase III. Gene Ontology annotation, molecular function: DNA binding. Bases 61 to 1011 code for a protein of 316 amino acids. The record is from RefSeq and is a predicted model, not a curated record. The transcript has 6 exons. NCBI's taxonomy places the organism in Eukaryota, Metazoa, Arthropoda, Insecta, Coleoptera, Nitidulidae.
ACAGUGUGAUAUAACCUCAACUGUCAAAAUAAACUUCUGGAUGUUGUAAAAUUUUUAAAUAUGGAAGAAAAAUUACUAAAAAACCUAAUAAAAAAUGAAAAACCGGGGGGAAAUCGUCUAAAAUCUAUUAGAAUGCCAAGAGAUUUGAAUUUAGGAGGCACGAAACCAAAGAAAGUUUACACGCCUAACCUCAAUGUAGUCAGAAACAAGGAUAAAAAUAAAGAAUUCAUUAAGAAAAAUGAACCAAAACAAAGGGGACGUGCCUCCCUUGACAAAUCAAAAACAAACACCAGGCAAUCUCAAUAUGUACAAUCAAGUGGUGUAUUUGCGGAUGGUAUGGGUGCAGAUACGGUGAGAUUUAGAGACAGAAGAUCAAAUAUCAGAGACAAUGAAGAAAGGAGUAGUAUGGCAGUUCCAACUAUUAAAAAAGAUCAAAAAUGGGAAGUGAAUAAGGUAAAUGAAGAUCGUGUGAUUGAUGACAUUAUGGGAAAUGAUAAUGAAGACAGUGAUGACGAGAAAUUAAGCCUUAAACCAGUUACUUGGUGUGAACAAGAUUUUAAGUUACCUCCAGCAGCUCCAAAAUUGACUAUUAAAAGUGAAGAACCAACCAUCACGCGAUUUAGUAAAUAUGAUUCAUUUGAUCCCUUAACAGAGUUCAGAGAAGACUGUUAUAGUGAUGAUAAUCCCAAUCUAUCAAUUUGGAAUUUACCUGAGUCAUUUGCUGGUAAAGGCUUCAGUGAUGACCCAAAAGUUACUAAAGUAUUAGACUAUCCACUAUCUAUGAUGUUAGAAGGCCAAAUUGGGAAAUUAGUUAUAAGGAAAUCAGGAAAAAUGCAGGUUCAAAUAGGAAAUGUGAUGUAUGAUUUAGAAUCUGCAGAUUCAAAUCCAACGAAAGAGGAUAUUGUCAGUAUUUCAGAUAAUGGAGGAAAAUUAAACGCCAGCGUUUUAGGGCCAAUUCAAAAUAGGUUCAUAUUAAAUCCAAACUGGGAAAUGCUUUUAAAGCAAAGUUGAUUAUUCGAAUAUUGUAUAUAUUUAAAUAAAUAAAUUUGUUAAAUGUCA